This is a messenger RNA of Juglans microcarpa x Juglans regia, 1624 nucleotides long. RefSeq lists its product as uncharacterized. Bases 149 to 1273 code for a protein of 374 amino acids. The transcript has 5 exons. The record is from RefSeq and is a predicted model, not a curated record. NCBI's taxonomy places the organism in Eukaryota, Viridiplantae, Streptophyta, Magnoliopsida, Fagales, Juglandaceae. Gene Ontology annotation, cellular component: chloroplast.
AAGGAAACACGUCGACGGUUGGGUUCCCUGUUUGCAGAACGUGUGGAAGAUUGAAGACCAACGAUGUUGGGGUAAAUUUGCAAAACUGAGAGUCUCAAAUUAUUGGAGUCAAUACUGGAGUGGUUAGCUCGCGUUUUCUGCGUCGUCCAUGGCGUUUUCUGCAACAUUCUUCACAUCUUCAUCACCUUCCCUUACACUUUCUCGCAAAACCCAUAGACCCUUUUGCACUCGAACUUCUCAUUUUCUUAAACCCCUUUCAGUCAGGGCCUCAACUACUCUGGAUUACUCCAAGGUCUCGGUGGACGAUAAGACACCGAACCCAUCAAAGACCAGUAACUGGCAAUGGAAAUAUAAGGACAAUUAUGUUAACAUCUAUUAUGAGGAGCAUGAAAGGGAGAGCUCUGAUCCUCCUAAAAAUAUCCUAAUGAUGCCGACCAUUUCUGAUGUUAGUACUGUUGAAGAAUGGAGAUUAGUGGCAAGAGACAUUGUUCAACAAGUUGGUGAAGUCAAUUGGCGAGCCACUAUUGUAGAUUGGCCUGGUCUGGGUUACUCUGAUAGGCCGAAGAUAGAUUACAAUGCUGAUGUCCUGGAAACAUUCCUUGUUGACUUCAUCAAUGCUCCCAAUAGCCCAAUAAGUGGCUCAGGGAAUAAUUUGGUGGUCUUUGGAGGAGGGCAUGCAGCAACAAUUGCAGUUCGUGCUGUGAAAAAGGGUUUGGUGAAACCAACGGCCAUAGCUGCUGUUGCGCCUACAUGGGCUGGUCCCCUUCCUAUUGUGUUUGGUCGAGAUUCUAGUAUGGAAACACGGUACGGAUUGCUUCGAGGCACCUUAAGGACCCCUGCAGUGGGAUGGAUGAUGUAUAACAUGCUUGUCAGUAAUGAAAAGGCAAUUGAAUCCCAGUACAAAUCCCAUGUCUAUGCCAAUUCUGACAAUGUUACUCCAGAAAUUGUCGAAAGCAGAUAUGCACUAACAAAAAAGAAGGGUGCUCGAUAUUUGCCUGCCGCUUUCUUAACCGGUCUACUUGACCCUGUUCAAUCUCGGGAAGAGUUUCUUGAACUAUUUGCAAGUUUGGAGGGGAAGAAACCUGUGCUGGUUGUGUCAAGCGAAGGAUCUCCAAAGAGGUCAAAAGCAGAGAUGGAAGCUCUCAGGGGAGCAAAAGGAGUGAGCAAGUUUGUAGAGGUUCCAGGAGCUCUUCUUCCGCAGGAGGAGUAUCCAGCGAAGGUUGCUGAGGAGCUUUACCGAUUUUUGCAAGAAAACUUUCAAUCCGAGGUUUAAGACUGGUGAAAAACUUGUACAAGAAUUUGCAUAUAAGUGAACAUUGUGGUACAAUAGAUCAUUAAGCUCUGCAUUUGUGUUGGUUCUCAUAUGAUGUAAUGAAUAGUUUGAGAUCUCUGCAAGUAAGAAUGACUUGUUUUGGGUGGAAAUUGUAUUUGGGUCUUCCCCAGGAACUCGCAGUCAGCAGCAAACACAACUGUGCCACUCGGCCAAUCAUUUUUAUAACCGAGGCCAAGGUUUCAAAAGCUUGGAAUAAAACAACGAUUGUAGCCCACUUCAACUCUCAGUCUCUCCAGUCCUCCUUUUUCUUGGACCGCUUGCUUAGAAAUAAAAGAGACUCGGUUAAUGUUA